Danaus chrysippus (African queen) is the source of this 393-nucleotide messenger RNA. Lineage: Eukaryota; Metazoa; Arthropoda; Insecta; Lepidoptera; Nymphalidae. The record is from the annotation of a GenBank genome assembly.
UUGUUUGAAGAGAAUGAAGAGCUUCUACAUCUGUUUGAAAAGUUUCGAGAGCUGCGAACCAAAGCAGCUAUAGUCAGUUCUGCUGAAUUGGCUGAGCAUGCUACACAGGUGAUGCAUACAAUAGACGAGGGCAUCAAAGGGCUGGCUGAUAUGGACUCAUUCUUCACUUACGUUAGACACGUGGGUGGCACACAUCGACAGGUGCCCGGGUUUAAAUCAGAAAACUUUAUGAAAAUCGAGCAACCUUUCCUUGAAGCAGCCAAGAAAAAUCUGGGAGAGAGAUACACACCGAAUAUUGAAAAUAUAUACAAGUUGACAAUACGCUUCAUUUUAGAGAAUCUCGUCAAAGGUUACGAGGAGGCUGGGGAGGAAAAUGGAACAACUCAAACCUGA